AUGAGGCGGCCACCCACCGCAGCCCUGCUCCUGCUGCCGCUGUGGUUUGGGACUCAGGGGACCGAGUCGUUAAGCGUCUGCGGGCACCCGAGGAUGAGGAUGCUGAACCGGAUGGUGGGCGGGCAGGACGCCUUGGAGGGCGAGUGGCCGUGGCAAGUCAGCAUCCAGCGCAAUGGAAGCCACUUCUGCGGGGGUAGCCUCAUCACAGAGCGGUGGGUCCUCACCGCGGCGCACUGCUUCUCCAACACCUCUGAAACAUCCCUGUACCAGGUCCUGCUGGGGGCGCGGCAGCUGGUGAAGCCGGGGCCGCAUGCUGUGUACGCCCAGGUGAAGCGGGUGGAGAGCAACCCCCUGUACCAGGGCAUGGCCUCCAGUGCUGAUGUGGCCCUGGUGGAGCUGAAGGCCCCUGUGACCUUCACCAAUUAUAUCCUCCCCGUGUGCGUACCUGACCCCUCAGUAACCUUCAAGCCAGGCAUGAACUGCUGGGUCACCGGCUGGGGCAGCCCCAGUGAGCAAGACCGCCUACCCAACCCGCGAAUCCUGCAGAAACUUGCUGUGCCCAUCAUUGACACGCCCAAGUGCAACCUGCUCUACAGCAAAGACGCCGAGUCCGACUUCCAGCCGAAAACCAUCAAGGACGACAUGCUGUGUGCUGGCUUCGCCGAGGGCAAGAAGGACGCCUGCAAGGGCGACUCUGGGGGGCCCCUGGUGUGCCUCAUGGGCCAGUCGUGGCUGCAGGCUGGGGUGAUCAGCUGGGGCGAGGGCUGCGCCCGCCGGAAUCGCCCAGGUGUCUACAUCCGGCUCACCUCCCACCACAACUGGAUCCAUCGGAUCAUCCCGGAACUGCAGUUCCAGCAGGCUAGGUCGGGUGGCCAGAGGCGGGGCCCUGAGCUCCAGCAGCCUCUUGGUCGGAACUUUGCACCCUGCCUAGGGGCCCACGCCAUCCUCCUGGUCCUCAUAGCCCUGCUCACCUUCCUCUGAGCCCCC
Messenger RNA from Ceratotherium simum simum (southern white rhinoceros), 987 nucleotides. Lineage: Eukaryota; Metazoa; Chordata; Mammalia; Perissodactyla; Rhinocerotidae. The record is from RefSeq and is a predicted model, not a curated record.